CCUUCUCUGUUUUUCUUUAAUCUCAAUACUUACCACUCAUUCCGGUACUAAUAUCCUGGAUUUUUUUUCUCAUGUUUUGUAAAAAAUUGUUUUUUCUUUUUUGAAAAGAGGAAGCAGAACGAGUUAAUAAUUUUCACAUGCUUCCCUUAUUUUAUAACGUUGUUCCAUUCCAUGUGGUCUGUUGUGGGGUAUGUGGUUCUUCUGAUCUGUGUCGGUUGGAUUUCUUCUACCCAGAUUCUGUUUCUGUCUUCUCUGUCCAGUUGUUCCUUAAAAACAGCAACUUAAUGGGAAGUUCUGGAACAACCGACUAUGGUGCAUACACUUAUCAGAACCUAGAGAGAGAGCCUUAUUGGCCCUCUCAAAAGCUCAGAAUUUCCAUAACUGGGGCCGGUGGUUUUAUUGCCUCACACAUUGCUCGCCGCCUCAAGACUGAGGGGCAUUACAUCAUUGCUUCUGAUUGGAAGAAAAAUGAACACAUGACUGAAGACAUGUUCUGCCAUGAGUUCCAUCUUGUUGAUCUUAGGGUCAUGGAUAACUGCUUAACAGUAACCAAGGGUGUGGAUCAUGUUUUCAAUCUUGCUGCUGAUAUGGGUGGGAUGGGUUUUAUUCAGUCCAACCACUCUGUUAUUAUGUACAACAACACAAUGAUUAGCUUCAACAUGAUUGAAGCAGCCAGGAUUAAUGGUGUUAAGAGGUUCUUUUAUGCCUCUAGUGCUUGUAUCUACCCUGAAUUUAAGCAGUUGGAAACCAAUGUGAGUUUGAAGGAGUCUGAUGCCUGGCCUGCAGAGCCACAAGAUGCAUAUGGGCUAGAGAAGCUUGCAACUGAAGAGUUAUGCAAGCAUUAUAACAAGGAUUUUGGAAUUGAGUGCCGCAUUGGGAGAUUCCAUAACAUAUAUGGCCCUUAUGGGACAUGGAAGGGUGGUAGGGAGAAGGCUCCUGCAGCUUUUUGUCGUAAGGCAAUCACUUCCACAGAUAGGUUUGAGAUGUGGGGAGAUGGAUUACAGACAAGAUCCUUCACCUUCAUUGAUGAGUGCGUGGAAGGCGUACUCAGGCUGACUAAAUCAGACUUCCGGGAGCCAGUGAAUAUUGGAAGUGAUGAAAUGGUCAGCAUGAAUGAGAUGGCUGAAAUUGUUCUUAGCUUUGAGAAUAAGAGUAUACCAAUACACCACAUUCCUGGUCCAGAAGGUGUUCGAGGUCGUAACUCAGACAAUACAUUGAUUAAAGAGAAACUUGGCUGGGCUCCAACUAUGAAGUUGAAGGAUGGGCUGAGAAUUACAUACUUCUGGAUUAAAGAGCAGCUUGAGAAAGAGAAGGCUUCUGGUGUUGACCUAUCAGUCUAUGGAUCCUCCAAAGUGGUCCAAACUCAAGCACCUGUUCAACUAGGCUCACUUCGGGCUGCAGAUGGCAAAGAAUAAAGCAACUACUGCAUUGAUGAAGGGUUAGCUUUUAUAUUGUUAUCCUGUAGAAAUCCCUUCGGGCAGCAGAUGGCAAGGAAUAAAGUGACAAAUGCUUAGGUGUAGUAAUCACCUAAAUGUUUCAAGUGAAGGUUUAGCUUAUAUGUCGCUACUUAGUAGAGAUCUUUGGUUAUAGUUAAUGAGUUAUUAAAGUUACUUUUGGAGUUUGUCAUUGUCUUUGAACGGAAGCUGUGAUGCCCUCAUUGUAUUUUACGUGGCUUGUUUGAGGCAACAAUUGGUUCUUAAAGGGUGUUACAACAUUAGAAAUUUUAAAUUAUAUGUUUAAUUG
Messenger RNA from Abrus precatorius (Indian licorice), 1743 nucleotides. RefSeq names its product GDP-mannose 3,5-epimerase 2. Gene Ontology annotation, molecular function: GDP-mannose 3,5-epimerase activity; NAD binding. The record is from RefSeq and is a predicted model, not a curated record. NCBI's taxonomy places the organism in Eukaryota, Viridiplantae, Streptophyta, Magnoliopsida, Fabales, Fabaceae. The coding region runs from base 138 to 1415 and encodes 425 amino acids. The transcript has 7 exons.